AAUUGAUCCCCGCGCCACAGGGGUGUCGCGGGUAUGCCGACGCCCCACUAAACGCGUCUUGGGGCACGCUCUGCCCAAGCUAACGCGCGGCCAACAUCCAGACCUCCAGCUACAUUGGGUAUCAGUCAGUCACUUGCCUAUGAACCCACCAUUGCCAGCUCGAUUCCGUUGAAGAUGAAUACGGAUAUAAGUGACUGAAUCAACCGUACUUUGAACCUAUAUCUGACUGAGAUUUCGCCAAAUGCCAGCUCAAACUCGCGCGCGGGCAACACCCGCUGCGCCGGCAUCAGGCGUCUAUGAAUCAACACCCACUGCUCGUCAAGUCCAGUUUCCUCCUCGAAGGCGAAAUGUCCGAACAUAUGGUCGCACCUCGACUCCCACGGGAAUGUCCCGCCUUUUGCGCCAGCAAACAUUGACCCAGCUUGAUUAUGUACAGCAAACCCCACCACCGGCGGACCUACGAGUGGAAGAUGAGGAGGGUGAAUUACCCAGAACAGUGCCAAGGGCAGCGCCAAAGCCGAAGAAACAAAAACAGACUCGUAGCAAGAGAAGAAAGACACUGGGCGACGCACCGAGUUCGACCUUGCAUACCCAAACCAUGACCCAGAUGUAUUCCAUGACGACAAAGAAGGAGCAGGAUAACGAGCUGCGUAUCGAGAACUCUCAAGACGAAGGUGAUGAGGAUGAGCUGGGGCCACCACAGCUGCCAUCAGCUAGCAUAAUCAAAAAGGAACGAGCUCCGGAGAAGAAAGCAACAAGGACGGCUUUGUCCGACCCGCAGACCCCCUCAACCAAGCGCAUCAAAGUCAAUCUCGAUGAAGUUCCCUCGUCCCAGCCAACACCAUUCACUCCCAUGCUCGCAAAGUACACACUGGGCUCUGUACUCUCUCCGCUUCAGGAUAAGUCCACCAAUGUUGAUGCUCCAGCUCCUACCGUGGAGUCGGUGACCAAACGCCCUCGAGAUCUGGUUAUCGAAGACAGCUUCAGCCCAGGCGGAGGGCUCCCCUCCUCAUCUUCAAUGCUGGAGGGAACUCCUGAACAGGCGAGGUCGUCACAAAAGAGGAAGAGGCAGCCCCUGGCCGAAAUAUCGCUCCCUAGUAUGGAGCUUGGACAUGAUGACAAUUCCACUACUGAGCCCACCCCAACGAAGAAGAGCUGCCGGGAAAUACCAGACUCCGACGACGAGCUGGCGAGCAUUAGUUCAACACCGUUCCAGACUCCCCAGAAAUAUCAAGGGACGGUUGGUGAGGCGGGAUCUGGUUCUAAGCUGCGAUACCCCGGUGGUGUUCCCAACAGUGGUCUAUCGAACAAGGAGAAUCGGACUCCCCGUUCAGGGCAAAAGAACUCGAGAGAUUCCGCCACAAGUGAUGAUGAAGCACCAGGGACACCGACACCACCAGAUAAGACGGUCACGAGAUUGUCUUCACAAAAGAGACGGACAACACAGCGGUCGUCACAGAGGCGUAUGUCACAGAGAUCAGCAUCCAAAACACCAAUACCACAAAAUAAGGCUUCGGCGCCGGUUGAGCAAGCGCAGGAUGACGACUCGACUGCUAGUGAGGAUGGGUUGUCAGAAUUGUCUUGCACUCCACCCAAGCCGUCAAGUCCAAGGGCGAAAACACCAACCCCGAGGCAUAACAAGGAGCCCAAUGUUUUACGGUCUAUUCUACGGAAGACUGCUGAGCGAGCUGCCCACACGAGUCCGGCCAAGGGUGAAGGAGGGAACACGACUCCUCAGUUCCUGACAUCAGAGUCCUCAACUGACCAAGGACCUACCACUCCAACCCCUAUUCGCAAGACGGUUCAGAUUCAGCUCCCACCGCCACCUUCAGCCAGCCUAGGGCAGAGCUCGGAGGGGCAGCCACUGCAGGAAGAUGAUGAGGAAGAAGAGCUGGAAGUCUACAAGGAGACCCCACAGAAGGUCUGCCCUCAGACAUGCUCUCCCACGCCCAACCGAGCCGCCCAGCGGAUGACACAAGCCAGAUCCCAGUUCUGGUCACAAGGCUGGGAAAGCCAACGUGUGCCCAUGAGCGUAAUUCGGUCUCUGGGUCCCCAGACUGACCGCACCGACAUCGUCAUCUCCAUCGAGCCUGAUACCUUGGAGGACAUCACCAAAGGCCGUCGCGAUCACGAGUUUAGGGAGUAUAAAUUCCCUCCCACCGUACUCCGGGUGUGGAUGUUUGCCACUCAUCCCGUGGAGGAGGUCAAGUAUAUGGCUGUGCUUGGACCACCGAAGCAGCCGGGGGAGAUUGAUGAGGACAGUGGUUACAACGGAAACGUAGAGUUUAAUGCCGGGGAGACCAAGUUCAAGUGGGCGUAUGAGUUGGUGCAGGUUUAUCGGUUGAACAACCCGGUGCCGUUGGAGGAUAUGGAAGAGCACGGGAUGGGGAAGGGGGCGCCGGUGAGGUGGCAUUAUUUGCCGCCUACGGCGGUGGGGCAGUUGAUGGCUAACUUGAGGAAUGCGUUGUUUUUGGAGCCGGGACAGGAGGUGCUGGAGGCGGAGCAGUUUUUGAGGGAUGGGUAUCAGGUGGUGGAGGAGGUGGAGGAGGAGGAGGAGGAGGAAGACGGGGAUGAAGAAGAGGAGACACAGGGAAUAACUGGGGUGACGGUAUCACAGCAGUUGGAGCAGCAGCUGAGAAGCGACAUCAUUCAGUCGACGCAGAUGGUCAAGAGAAAGAGCGUCAGUGUUCUUGAGGAUGACGAUGACUUGGAGUAUCUCAACGAUGAUACUGUCAUUCCCGCGAGUCCAGAGCAGACACUCCCGCCGAUGCCAGUCACUGAUUUCACCCGGCCAAGUGCACCGCGAUCCAGCCAAAGGAUCCGGAAUCAGCAACGGCCUAGCACACCGUCCACAGUUCGUCGGGUUGAAAAGACGAGAAACACCGUUGGUCUGUCUCAGGCGACAACGGCGAGUAACUACUCUAGCCCUGCUACAUCUCCUCAAAAGUCUAUGGGGGCAUCUGUGCCACGACCUCAUAUGCCUGGGUCGAGCGAGCUGUCGCUGCCGGACUUGGGUGUCGAGAUGGACGAUGAUGGGGAGACCCAGCUGCCCGUGCCGAGGGGAAUCAUUGCUUCGUCUUCGCAGGUGUUUGGUACGGCGCUGGAUAGUUUGGAUUUGGGGAUAGGUGCGGAGAAUGUGAGACGGCCGCCGAGUGUAAUUUAUGAUUCGGAUAAGGAGUAGGAUUGGGAUCUGUUAUGCUAGGGUCAUCUUUUGUGGGGGUUUUCAGUGAAGAAGGAUAAUAAUGGGGAGUAGAAAUGGGUGGGUGAGGUAUUGGGAUACAUUGGCUGAUAGCAGUCUGGCUGCACUGGCAUGGGUGGGCAUUUACCAAUUAGACGAUGAGGGACACGGGACCUACGGCGUAUAUUGUACUUAGGGGGUUGGUCGUUAUUGAAUAUGUGCUCUAUGGAAUUUGACAUGCAAA
Podospora bellae-mahoneyi is the source of this 3422-nucleotide messenger RNA. RefSeq lists its product as uncharacterized. The record is from RefSeq and is a predicted model, not a curated record. Lineage: Eukaryota; Fungi; Ascomycota; Sordariomycetes; Sordariales; Podosporaceae. The coding region runs from base 242 to 3181 and encodes 979 amino acids. The transcript is spliced from 2 exons.